AUGUCUGGGCUGCACCUCUGGGCCCCAUGGCCCCUGUUUAUGGGGCAGCUGUUGAAGCUGCUGGUCCAGGCAGCUCAACCUUCAGACUUAGCCCUGGACCCUGUCCUGCUGACCUCCAUCCCCGCGGGCCCGACCGAGCCCUGGCCUUUGGAUCAGCAAAACCCCCCACCUGAGCCUUCAGAUGCCUUUAAAGAGGGUGAAUCUCGAUUACUCCAACAAGCAGCCUCGGCUCUGCCUACAGAAGCCUCUGAGGAAGUGAAACAUCCUCCAGCCCUUCGGGAGGCCUCAGCUCAGCGAGCAGAAGCCACUUCCACCCAGGAGGAGACAUCAGCUCAGUUUCCACCCCAACAAGGGGCCCCGGCUCAGUCUACAGCGUCCUCUGAGCCAUUGAAACCUUUGUCAGCCCACCAAGGAAUUCCAGGUCAGCAUCCCAUCCCCGCUGAAAAUGUUGAAUCUUCGAGCCAGCGGGCGAGCUCACUUCCGCCUCAAGUGCCUCUUGCUGGCGUAGAACCUUCUCCAGUCCAUCAGACGGGUGGAGCUCAGCCUCCAAAACCCUCUGUAGAUGUUGCAGUUCAACCUUCGGUCCAUCGUGAGGUGGCAGACUCACCUGCGGGUGCGCGUGAAGCUCAGCAUCCAGUGUUGUCCCACGUUAAUGUGAAAGAUGUCGCUCUGGGGGUUUUGGUAUCUCCAGAGUCCACGAAGGAGAUGGAACUAUUUGUCACUGGGCAGGAGGUCUCAGAUCAUCCUCCAAAGUCGGCUGAGGAAGUCAAAGCUCCAGCCCAGCAGGCGAUCCCGCCACCGCCCCCUGAGAAGAUAGAGUCAUCUCCAUUGCAGCAGGAGAGCCCAGCUCAGCCCACUCUGGGUGCCUCAGCCCUGCAGCGGACUGCAGCUCCUCCACAGCACCCCGAGGCGACACUUCCACACCCAGAGACUGCGCAGGCUCUGCAGCCAACCUCGGCUGAAAGCACUGUUCUACCUUCGGGCCUGGAAGUUCUAGUAACUCAGCCACCAGAGUCACCUGAGACAGUUCCUCCAGAGACUGGACAGAGUGCCACCGUGAGCAUAUGUGAGCUCUGUGUCUGCAAUUUUGGGACGCUCUCCUGUAUCGGUCUCCGCCCAAAUGAGAGGCUCCUCAGAGUGCCUGUGCCAGAGCCCAACGCCUACAAGGGCACCUUCUCAAUCUUAAACUUGCAAGGAAACUUAAUUUCUUACAUCAAUAAAGAUACAUGGAAGUCAUACCAUUUGGUUUCAAAACUAAAUCUCAGUGGAAAUAAUUUGAGAAAAUUACAAAAAGAUUCAUUUGAAGGCCUGCUUUUCCUUCAGUAUUUAGAUUUAUCCUGCAAUAAAAUACAAUUUAUUGAAAGGAAUACAUUUGCAUCACUACCUUUUUUGCAGUAUAUAAAUCUUGGUUGCAAUUUAAUCACAAAAGUGAGGUUUGGAACAUUUCAGGCCUGGCAUGGAAUGAAGUUUUUACACAAGUUAAUUCUCAAUCGGAAUCCUCUGACAACUGUUCAAGAUCCAUAUCUUUUUAAAUUGCCAGCAUUAAAAUAUUUAGACAUGGGAAGGACACACGUGUCACUUAUAACAGUUGGGAGCGUCCUCAUGAUGACUCCUCAACUGGAAAAAUUGAUCUUACCUAGCCAUUUGACCUGCUGCCUCUGCCAAUUUAAAAAUAAUAUUGAGACUGUUGCCAAGACAGUCAAACUGCAGUGUGAUACUGAAUGUCUGAAAAAUAUACCUUGUGACGAAGAGCUGCUUAUAGAAGGACCGUUCAUGAAAAUACUGCAAGGCCGGAAGAACACCAGCACGGAGCUGACGGUUGAGCCAGAGGGGGCAUCCUCCGACAGAAAUGGAGACCGUGCAUCAUCCCUAACACGCCCCCUGACGAAGCUGCUCAGUAAACAGCAAGAAGAGAACGUCUCCAAGGCAGAGCAGGCUACGGAUCAAUGGAAAAAGCCAAGGCUGGGAGCUCUGGGUGAAUGGGAAGAGGAGGAGCCCAAUGAGCUCACAAAAGAAGUGCCAGGAUAUGGCCAUAACAACAAUCUCAUCGUGGCAAUAACUGUGAUUGUAGUAACAAUAACUUUUAUUGUAAUUUCCUGUCUCAUUGCGAUUUAUUGUCAUAGAACACCAUCAAAGGAAAGUAAAGAAGGAAGCUCCAGGGGCUUUCCCCCAUUUUUCCGGCAUAUGAGACGGUCACCAGAACACAAGAUGCAGGAAGGCGGUUUCUGGAAGGGGCAGCCGCCCUGGCUGAGGGACCUGCUCAGACCUCGCAGCGCCGCCCGCGUGGGGAGCAUGGCCCGGGAGCUGCACGACCCGGAGCCGGCCGCUGAGGACGAACUGUUCUACAGAAUGUUGCGCGGAGAGUUCUCCGUGGUGAGGGUCGCUGCCACAGACCCUGCGGCCACCAGCCCAGCGAAUGAGCACAUGACCCUGCCGCCCAGCGAGCCCCCUCCUCAGCCUCCCUGA
Molecule: messenger RNA, 2466 nt
Organism: Pipistrellus nathusii (Nathusius's pipistrelle)
Lineage: Eukaryota; Metazoa; Chordata; Mammalia; Chiroptera; Vespertilionidae
Source: the annotation of a GenBank genome assembly